AUAUAUUGUCAAAAAAAAAACACAACUGUGGGUGAGUCGAGACAACAAACCAACCAAACUGCAUCUGUUUUUCUCAGUUCCAGCAGGAAAAGUUUAUGGAAAAUGGAUUCACCAAACCAAACUUUUGGCAAUGACAAAUUCUCACGGAAGAAUGCAAGUUCAGAUUCCUUAGAUUUCGACGCUAAACCAAUUUCAACAUCGACUAAAUUUACGAUGGACAAUGAAAAUGGGAUGGAAAGAAGCACACCCUUCACAUAUCUGAGUGGUGAACAGGAUUUGGACCAAAGACACGAUGUCAGAUAUAUGUGUCCGUAUAGUGGGCCCUUGUUUGGAGUGCUCAUCAUCACGAACUAUAGACUUUUCUUUCGUUCUCUGCCACAAAGGGAGCCAGGUCAAAUUAUUAUCGUAGAUGUGCCAUUGGGGGCAAUUUCUCGAGUGGACAAAAUUGGUGGGUCAACAUCGAGACGUGAAAAUGCUUAUGGAAUCGAGAUCUCAUGCAAAGAUUCGAGAACAAUACGUUUCGCCCACAAACAACAAAAUCAUUCACGCAGAUCUGUUUUUGAAAAAAUCACGUCUUAUGCAUUUCCACUUUCGUUUAGUGGAAAGAUUUUUGCAUUCAACUAUACCGAAAAAUUUGAUGUAAAUGGCUGGAAUGUUUAUGACAGUGUGGCAGAAUACAAUAGAUUGGGAGUGCCCAAUGAACUUUGGAGGAUAACUAAAGUGAAUGAAAACUAUGCUGUGAGUGAUAGUUACCCGGCAAUUUGGGCGGUUCCAUCUUGUGCUUCAGAUGAACUUUUAAAAAAAGUCGCGGUGUUUAGAUCAAAAGGACGAAUUCCUAUCCUGUCAUGGGUUCAUCCUCAAACAAAUGUUUCGAUUACCCGUUGUUCACAGCCGUUAGUUGGUGUCGGUGGUAAACGCUGUCCCGAAGAUGAAUCCUAUUUGAAUUAUAUCCUCGACAUGAACUCGAAUUCAGACAAGCUAGUAAUCAUGGAUGCAAGACCAAGUGCCAAUGCAAUUGCCAAUAAAGCCAAAGGUGGCGGUUAUGAGUCUGAUGAAAUUUAUCGUAAUGUCGAAUUCCACUUCUUAGACAUCCAUAAUAUACACGUUAUGCGAGAGAGUUUGAAAAAAUUAAAAGAAGCUUGCUACCCUUUGGUUGAUGACCAAAAAUGGCUUUCAUCGGUUGACAAUACGCUUUGGUUGAAGCACCUGAAAUUCAUUUUAGCUGGUGCAGUGAGGAUAGUAGAAAAAGUAGAUGGUUUGCGCGUUUCUGUUCUGGUCCAUUGUUCAGAUGGAUGGGACCGAACGUCACAAUUGACUGCGUUGUCCAUGUUGUUAUUAGAUCCGUACUACCGCACCUUAAAAGGAUUUGAAGUUCUUAUUGAAAAAGAAUGGUUAAGUUUUGGUCAUAAAUUUCAACAGAGAAUCGGUCACGGUGAUGGAAAACAUUCCGAUGCUGAAAGAUCCCCAGUUUUCUUACAGUUCAUAGAUUGUGUCUGGCAAGUAAUGCAACAGUUCCCGAAUGUGAUGGAAUUCAAUGAGCACUUUUUAAUCACCAUCCUUGAUCACUUGUUUUCAUGUCGUUUUGGAACCUUUCUUUGUAACAACGAAGCAGAGAGAACUAAAGAAGAUAUUAAAAAUAAAACCUGUUCGCUUUGGUCGUAUAUUAAUAUCUCAAUCGAACAGUACCGGAAUCCAUUUUACAACGCAAACAAUACCGGGAGUGUCCUUAAGCCGAUUGCGAGCAUGCGAUGCGUAAAACUCUGGAAAGGCUAUCAUUGUAGGUGGAACAAUGGUGUGCAACCUCAAGCUAACAUUUACCAAAGAACAAAAGACCUAAUGGCUCUGCAAGAACAACUCCAGAAGCAAGUGGACGAAGAACGAUCAAAAUCAUUCUUGAGGCCAGUUCAUCAAUUGAGGCACAUAUUAAAAGCUAAACAUUAAACAAACAAAAAACACACACACAAACUUCUUUAGUAUAAUAAAUUAAUACUGUCUCUGUAUUUGCAGUAUUUCAGUAGUAAACAUUUAAUAUUUUUAAGUUAUGUUAUUUAAUAACAAAUAUAUAUAUAUUUAUAUACAACAAA
Messenger RNA from Eupeodes corollae, 2084 nucleotides. RefSeq names its product myotubularin-related protein 2 (gene mtm). The record is from RefSeq and is a predicted model, not a curated record. NCBI's taxonomy places the organism in Eukaryota, Metazoa, Arthropoda, Insecta, Diptera, Syrphidae. Gene Ontology annotation, biological process: dephosphorylation. The transcript has 5 exons. Gene Ontology annotation, molecular function: phosphatidylinositol-3,5-bisphosphate 3-phosphatase activity. Bases 103 to 1941 code for a protein of 612 amino acids.